Molecule: messenger RNA, 14140 nt
Organism: Dicrocoelium dendriticum
Lineage: Eukaryota; Metazoa; Platyhelminthes; Trematoda; Plagiorchiida; Dicrocoeliidae
Source: the annotation of a GenBank genome assembly
AUGCUCUGCUCUAACGGGGCCUUGGUCGAUCCACCCACACUGGACAAUGAUACUCCACUCUCAUUAGCCUUACAAUCACACAUGCGUGACACCGUGCGAAAAUUGGUUCAUCUUGGAGCGCAGUUGGAUAAGGACCUCGCUUGUCAAUACGUAAAUCGUGGUUUCUUGCCUCCGGACAUGUUUUCUCGCUCCUUUGUAACGGACUGCUCCGGUAUCCAUACAAUGCCACCAAGUACUCAAGGCACUAAUACAGUUACCGGAUCACCUAACCUUGUCACUACUACGAAUCACCACAAUGCACACUUUGUAUGCCCCUAUGAAGUUGCAGUUUCGAACAGUCAGGUUUUAAUCAAUCAACUCCAAUGCCAAUCAACGAGCUAUGACUUGGAACUCGCCAGGCGCAAACGAGAACUGAUACGUCGUUUGCCGUCUCUUCCUGGUCUUUCAUCCCAGUCGAUGCAAGUGCUCGCGGUACAAACGCAAAGAGUUGCUCGCGCUGAUCUUCCAUUGGAGGAUCGAAUCGAUGCCAUUUCCCUCGUGGCCAAUGCGCUCCCAGUGCUGUACUCGAACAACGCAGUUCACGAGAACGGACUGCAACAUUCUUUCUGGUCUAUCGGAACAGGUGGUGAACCCUAUUUGCGACUCUAUGAAGCUUGUAUGUGCGAGAGCCACUGUCCGAUUCCCCUUGCCGCACGACUGAGUCAAUUAUGCGUUAUUCUGGCCGCUUUGGGUGAUGGCCGAUCUGUGGAGUCUAUGGACACUAACUCAGUGGAUGCCAUUGUCGAUUCACAUUCUGCUGCCGUUGCAUCAUAUAUUACACGACUUUUGCGGAAGCUUAUUGCUAAAAACAACCCACAGUACCGCGCCGGAAUCCUUGCUCAUUUGUCCCGGAUGAUUUGCUGUCUAGCACAUGCCGAACUGAGUCCCUUGGUUCAACAUAUGUCUCCUAAGCUUUGGUCAGAAUUGUUCGCCUGCACGCCUACCGUCCUCUCCAGUUUAGUGCGCCUUGGCGAAUCCUUAGAUCAACCAUCCAACGUUGUACGCCUGGCCCAUUUUAUUGGUUUAAUCGGACGUCGUUUACUUGAAGUCCCAUCACUCGAUUCAUUGGAUUCCUGUGCUGAUCGAUUUUCUGACUUGGCCGACAUUCUGGUUGGAUGGGGAGUGGACCCCUCCAGUGUCACAAGAGGCAUCAGUUUGACGCCCAUCUACUUUGAACUUUGUCAUGGCCUAUCGAAUUGGUGGUUACAUCCACCCAUCUCUCGGCUACGUCCCGUCAAGUCCGAAAAAUUCAGCCCGGUCGUAAUCAAGAGUAUACGUCAGAUGAUGUUUCAUCUCAUGGAAGAUAGCGAAAGUACCUUGAAUACAGCAUUUAUCGAGUGUUCAACGAUUCUUGCCUCAAACCGCCACUCCGUUUCUGGCUCUUCCAAGUCAUCUCCAGAUCCAACUGGUUUUUUGAUAGCUACUAGGUUGUUCUUGUCUGUUCUCAGCAGCGUCGCCACAGGAAUCUCUCUCCAACUACUCAAUUUUAAAGAAUGCUCUUUCAGGUCAGUGCUUCGUCUCUCCUCACAGGAGGUCAUCGAUUGGGUCGAACGUUUGCUAAGACUAAUCAAAUCAGCGCAUAUGUGCCUCCGUUCUUCCUGGCCCAGUUGCCCUAUGGUGCUGUGGCCUUCAGUUCAACCCGGCCACUCCGGCGCCCUGCAUAUCUCCCCGUCACUCGUGGAUACUAUCGAAUCACCUAUACUCGAUCUGCUCUUUUGUUUCCUCGAUCAUGACUCAUCAGAUACUGUUGUCCAGAUAAUGACCAACUUUUUGAACAGUCGGUUACUAGACUCUGCUGGACGCUUGCCAAUGUCCAACUCCACUCUGCUUUCAAUGUUACGUCUCGUCCAUCGAGUUGUCGAGCGGCUUCCUCUACCAACCGAUUACCUGUUGACUUAUUUCGGCUCAAAUUCUUUGUUGCAUACUUGCAAGUUUAUCACAUCGACCAGUCGAAACCAGGAACCUCCUUCAAGUCUACUUAUGCGGACCUUGGUCAGCCUAGUCUCCCUAGACUCUUGUCGAGAUGCGUUGAGUCAGUUGGCUCUGUUUGAUCUCAAACAAGCUGUAAACCUAGUUGAGACUGCUGAAUUCAGCGAACCUACAUCAGCGGUGAUUGCAGGAAAAUGUGAGUCUCUUGGCCUCUUUGGGUUAACGCUGUACUCGACAGUACUGAAGACCUCAUCUUCAAAAGCACAAUUUUCCAUGAGGUGCAAAUUGUUUGCCGUCAUGCAGCAGAAUGGUUUCUCUGUUUGGAAUGUUCUUCCCGUUCGCCUUAGAAUCGCAAUUUUGUCGCUCCUUACUCACGCGUCACUCAACGAUGCGCUCUCCCUUGCUGACAUUACAUAUUUGGUGAAAGCCCCAAAUACUCAAUUGUCUUCCUCUCUGGAACUAGUUCUCAUCGCUGACCUCAUAAGUGUUGCACUAAACAAUUCAGAUUUGGGCAACAAAGAAAAAAUGGAUUAUCUGUUCCGUCUACUCGAACUCGCACGCAAGGCAUUACUUUCGAAUCGCUGCUUGCAGGUGCAUCCUACCAGCGUGUUCAACCGUUUCACCAAGAUUCUUCUCACACAUGGAUUUUGUGACCGUACAUUCCACAGAAGUUCCCGUUUUACAAGACGGUUAAUACAACUAACUCAGCUAGCCUCAACAGUUUGUCAUCCAGAAGUUAAUAAACUUGCUAGUGAUCUUUUACUCGCUCUUGGUACGUCGCGCUUGGCAUCGAGCUUUCCCGGUACUCCAUCCAACAUCUUGCUCUACUACAUUGGUCAACGUCCAGAUCGUUCGUCUACUUCUCUAGUGAUACCCUCGAAAAUCGCAUCUGACUUGGCUCCCAGCGGUAUAGUUGGUUCUGCGAGUGCCUAUCCCAGCCUUCCGGCUGUUGCCGGCGUUCUAGGUAUCCUGACUCGCGGAGCUCCCUAUCAUAUCCCAUGUGUAUCCAGUCGCUUGAAACUUCUUGAGCAACCAAUCGAUUGGAUCAGACGCCUGUCAUUUCUAAUUUCGCCGAUUCCUUCAGAUUCUGCGUCUGUCAUCCGCUUACAGUCUCAAACCGAUCGUGUCGGCUCUGUGUUCUGGUAUGCCGCAUGGACUAUGGUGGACUACAAAUUGAAAGUUGCUCCAUGGGCUAAUCCGUUGAAAACUUUUCUCGCAUUGGAGGGUGCACUCCGCGCUCUGCUUCAAUGUUUCUCCACAGACCAACCUACUUCAUGCAGCUCUGUUCCGACGAAUGCGGCCGCUGCCAAUUUUCACAAUUCCUCUGGCCUUUCGCUUGCUAACCAGACUUGGCCCCGGCACUUGAAACAAUCCCAUUUUCUCAUCUUAUUCCUGGGCUACUUGGAACGAGUAAUCGCCAAUGCAACCGCAGGGUUCGCUUUUGCUAUCCCUCGCCCCGUCUCACCUGCAUGCUCCUUUUUCUCUACCAACGAAGCUACCUGCACACAGUGGUUUAACCGAGUUCGUGGACUCAUUGUGCGUAUUGCUGGUGCGUGGCCACUAGUUCCAUCAACUGGGCUUGGCCUCGCCGUUGAAUCUUCGGCCACUGUUGUGUUUCACUUUUACUCUUUAUUCAAUUCGUCCACGGAUGCUAAAUCGGCCGAUACCAAUUGGAGGAUAGCUUUCAGUCGAUUUUCCGAUGAUGUACUUAUCCACGCUGCUCGGAGUCUGUAUCAUCUGUCUGCAUGGGAAGAAUUGUAUGCCUUAGCCGAUUGGGCCGGUGAGUGGGCGACUUCGGACACAAACAUGUUCAACCCCUUCGGGUGGCUAACUGGCCUUGGUUAUUUGGCCCGCGGGUACUGGGACGAUGGAUUGAAGACUUUGCGUGAGUUUAUCACCACAUGGAUCGACCUAAGAUCGUCGUUGCCUCUCGCUGACUACCAAGCACUUCUAAAUGGACGCACUGAGACCAAUCUUGCCUAUGCCACCGAACUUCUUCUCCGCUGCUAUUUGGAUGAGGGUAACUAUAAGGCUGCUUCGGAACUGCAACACACUCUGCAACCGACCGAUAACCAACCUCUCCCAGAUGCUCUCCGAUCUACCAUUCGCAUCAAUUGGGCACGUUUGGAUUGCUUUUCCAAGUUAUCCAGUUGGACCGAUUUAUCCCACGUGGAGACGCAAGCACUCCCUAAAAGUGACCUGACUACUUGGCCCAGCCGCACAUUCCCUUCGACGCUCGAUACUCUCCUUGCCGAGGCAGCUGUAGCUCACCGACACAUGCCGUUUGGUGACGUGUUGUCUGCCAAGUUGCAGAAAUUAGUCACUCAUAUACGUCAGGCAUCUACCGCUAUGUACACUUCUUCGUGUAUUGGAUAUCCCUGUGUUUCCGACGUUCAUGCCCAUGGUGAUGAUGGCUUGUGCUCCUGGUUGACUCUUGCUGAUAUUUUACUAAAAUCUCGGACGCAAGACAUAGAAGACUGCGACUUGGCUGGAGAACCUGCUAAUUUUGUUGCCGUGUCUUCUUGGUGCCAUCUGUUAUCCGGUCGUCAAUUGCGUAUCAAUUCUGCCAACAUCAGCUUGCAAUCAUGUCGCUGGGCUUUAUCCAGACAAAGCCCCGCACUUGCACAACGCCUGCUUCUUCGAGAAAGCCACAAUUUAGUCCCAAAUGGCUCACCAAAUGCCAAUCAACCUGACCUUCGUUCAAUCUAUAACUUGACUCGAACGAAUUCGUUUUGUGAGACAGAGCGGCUAUCACAGCUACAGCGACUUCGGUUUUCCAGCUGCCUAGCUGAGUUGCUUUGGCUUAAUGACCAGUCAAGUGGUGAUGCUUGUGCAGUUUCUGAUAACAAACUGGCUGCCAUCGAUGUUCUCUGUAGAGGCCUUAGGACCGCACUGCUAGACGAAGUUACUCAGGAUACGCGUCAACAUGCUACUCGAUGCAAAAUGUCGGUUGAGGUUUCUUUUCGUUUGUUCGAAUGGUUAAACGAAGCGUCCACCGAGUCAGCUAUGUCUUGGGCUGAUGUCGUUCAUCGCCAAGCGUCGGAGCAGACCAUGUCAUCUAAGCUGAUGAAAACGUCGACUAUCGCGAAUCACUUGAAUUUCUUUAGCCGUUUGGUUGAUGAACCCUGGGCAAAUGGGCUACCGCUGAUUCCACCCGGCAACUUUUCCGCUCCUGGUCGUUCUUCUUCGAGACCAUCGAGUCACACUACUUGGACUAGUCGCCUUCUCAUGAUGGCUACUCGACUCUCUCCCAGUGGCUCUUCGACCAAAGCUUGGUUGCGUAUGGCUGAUUGGUGUUUCACUCGUGGACAGUCUCUGAUUGAGGAAACCCAAGCUGCAGCCAAGUCUCUUUUGGAAUCUUCUAUUGACUCCGAUACCCUUACCACCGCUUCUGGCCGUCACCCGAAGAAGUUACUACUGGAUAUGUUGCAACCUGAAGAAAGAAAAUCCGUCUGCUCCUCCCUUCGUGAGCACCUUUCCUCCUUGAAUUCAGCCGCGUUGGUAUCGGACGAGGUUAUAGACGACCAUUUACCUCGUUUGAUUGCUUGUUUGACUGGUUUCAUGGUAUUUGGUGCAGAUGGAACCGAAACGACUGUUUCCGAGUCUUCAUCGUCUCAGCUCGACAUUGAACGACGUAGACCGCUGCGUUUCUACUCCAUUUGUCCAGACGAAAAAUCUGAUGAGUUUCAGAUGAUAGAACGAUUGAGAUCCCAUUUGCACUCUAUUUUGCCUGCUAUUUUCCCCUCCCCUACAUCCAUCUCGCUGGAGUCGGCCCGAUAUUUUCGUCAAUUAGUUACAUCUCUCACUCACCGACAGUAUGGUUUUCACACAUCUGCAGCCCAAGCUUACGCAACAUUUCUCACUGUGGCAGGUCAGCAGACAUCACCGACCGAUUCACCUGCCACGUCAGAAGAUUAUGCCUCCAAGUUAGACACCACUACAGCCAUUUUAAAGCUGCUGGAUCUACUGUCUGCUCCCAGCCGUGCGCUUCGCAAUUUGAUCGCCGGAUUCCUGAUGCAUGGUGCCCCGUCCGCUCACUCGUUCGAUCUCAACUUAUCACUAUCCGGAGACGAAUCAGCCUCAACAACCGUACCGGGCACCCAGACUUCCGAACGUCGAAUAACUAGUCGCAUGCCGCCAUACCUCGGAACUACACUUGGUGGACCGUCUAUGUGGGAAGUAUGCCUUCCACAGGCACUCGUUCGUCUUAGUCUACCCGACCCCAUCAUACGACGCUGUUUGGUCGCCUUGUUACAACGGCUUAUCUUCACCGGGAGCCAAUCAGUUGGAUAUGGUCAUCCCGUUUCACAUGACAGUAAAUAUCCCUCAUCACCAUUGCGAUUCGCUGCGCAUCUAGUCUUCCCCGCAGUGGUGGCUGUUUUGGACGCAAACAGGCUUACCUUCACUCGCGGUGCCACAAAGCCAGAUGCCUCCACGGUUGGAGACAUUAUUCCGUCCUCGGUCACUUCUGCCAGUUGCUUCACUGAAAUCAUCGACGCCCUACAAAGCGCAGGUUUCACCUCUCUCGUCCAUCAAGUGGAGUUAUUUGUUUCCGAAUUGCAGCGUAUCACUUUGUUAUGGGAAGAAUUGUGGCUCGGCACCCUAUCGCAGCACCUCGAGGAGUUGACAAAAAAACUCGCACUGUUAGAAUCAGAAAUCAAGCGGUCAGUACAGUUUUUCAACUCCAAUCCAUCUACUGUCGCCAAAGUCACAACCGAGCACAUUCAAGUCGCCAACAGCAAGUGCCACUCUCACGCGUCUCCGCAUCGGGAUGCCCUGUUCUCAAACCAGUCGGAGUUAUCUGUGUCACACGUCUCAACAGACUCUGUCAUGCCAGAUGAAUCCACUCAAUCAGCACAAAAACUACAGAGGAUCAUCGCAUUGAAGUUCUUGUCAAUCGCACAGCCUACUCUUAGCCUUUUAUCCCAAUUGUCCGCACUCACCUUGGAAGUGCAACCCGAGACCCCACACGAAGAAUGGUUCCAGCGUACUUUUGGUCCAAUGAUUUCUGAACUACGCGAAUCUCUCACUAAUCCUGUUGAUGUGAUGGACGCCAAGGCUCCCUUGGGCCUUAUGCGGCAUCUUAUCAGCCAACUGCAAUCCGUGCACCAUUGGCCGGACUCCACCCGUGUUGCGGCGACCAUUAGACCCAACGAACUUUCAACCCGUGAACAGGUCAACUACGUUGCCCCAGCACGCUCUUCCUUCAGCAGCAUUCUCUAUUUUAGCCUGCAUCAUCUGAGUCCUCGAUUGGCUCGUAUGCGCUUCGGUUGCGAAUCUGAUUGUCUUGAUUCUGUCGCCCCCGAUCGUCAAACUUUCGGCGGCAUCCCAUUACCAGGUAGAUUUGAAUUGCAAUCAGUCCGUCUGUCAAGUCGUAUCGCAGUUUUACCCACCAAAACACGUCCCAAGCGCCUGGUGUUUUGCGCUGAAAACGGACAUUCUUAUCCAUAUUUGCUAAAAGGACUCGAAGACCUACGCUUGGAUGAUCGUGUCAUGCGCCUAUUUGAGUUAGUCAAUCUCGCUAUGGCUGAACUUUCCGGUGCAGGCGCCGUUCACGUCAAUCAAAUUUGUGCACGCACCUAUGCUGUCACUCCCUUGGGUGUUCGUGCUGGUUUGUUACAAAUGGUUCAAGGCGCUACGCCGUUAUUUAGCCUAUACAAGCGCUGGCAAAUGCGCGCGAGUAAAUUGGACAGUGAUUUACCUUUGGCCCCUUCUUCCGGAGUCAUGCAAAUACCGAGACCUGGUGAAUUGUUUCACGCUCGUCUGAAAGAUUUCCUCAUUAAUGCCGGUCUUCCAUAUCAUUCCCAUGCUCGUUCUUCAUGGCCCUUGGAGACGCUCAGGGAGGUUUUAUUGUCAUUAGAAGCUGAAACUCCUGCUGAUUUACUUUCUCGUGAAAUAUGGGCCUCUAACCCUUCGUCGGCCAGCUGGUGGCAUGCCUCACGCACGUUCGCCCGUUCGGCAGGUCUCAUGAGUAUCAUAGGCUAUCUGGUGGGUUUAGGCGAUCGGCACUUGGAUAACUUGUUGGUGGAUUUGACAACUGGUCAUCUGAUCCACAUCGAUUACAAUGUGUGUUUUGACAAAGGACGAACUCUACGAGUGGCUGAACGUGUUCCCUUCCGAUUGACACGCAUCCUUCGCCAUGCACUGGGUCCGUUGGCUGGAGACUUUCGCGUGCGUGGCACCUUCCGCACAGCCGCUGAAGAAGCAUUACAACUAGUGCGCACCGUCUCGGAUCCAUUCCUUAUUCAACUGAAAGGGUUCCUCAUAGAUCCACUUGUGGACUGGCAAUGCAAACGCCCGAUGUCUUCCGCCCAGUCAUCAGCCCCCAUCGUUGUCACUGACUUCACUCACCUUAGCGCCUACAUGGGCGGUGGCAGUUCUACAACCCAUAAGCACCAAAUCGCCACACAUUUGCGUAAGCUUCAUCGGAUUAAUGCUGAGAGUCGCUUGUACGUUGGUCUUAUAGCAACACGAUUGUACGAAAUGUGUCACACUCGUUCACUCCAAACUGUUCAUUCCGCCCUGGAACAAGUCAUCGACCGUUUACGUACUUGGGAUGAAUGGCGCCUAACUGAUUCGGAAGCAUCCAUCGCUAAACGAUCUCAUCGUACACUCACUGAUGCCACCACCUCAGAACUUGAUUUGUCUGAGAAACGUUGUCGCGCUUCCGAAGCGGCUUAUCAAAACUUACUUUAUCUCCAAGACUCUCUAUCUGCACAACUACGUACAUGGUCGGCGGAUGCGGAAGCCCUGUGGGAGGCCUUUAAGCAAUUGGAUGACCCCACUUGGCUCCCGAGUGUCUUGCUUUGUUCAGAUGUACCUGAACUCGUGAACACAGUGUCGCGCUACUAUUCCAUCGCGCGAGUUUAUCUGUCGCAUCCCUCACUGCGACCUACUCAGGAAUGCUGGAUGAACCAUGUUAUCUCCGCUCAGUCUUCGUUGAGUGUUCUCGUCAGGUUGCAGCCUAUCACCGCCGAAUCCAUACAAGCAUGCACCACACAUUUGGAAUCACUUCAACAGGCACCAGUCGACCUUGCAACUGAUUAUGCACUUAUCCAUAAUCUAGAGAAGGCUAUUCAUGAACAGGAAUGUCUCAUCGAACAACUGAAAGGUGGUCCAACGGAUGCCGCUCCUUCUGGGUCCCCGGCAUUGUUGGAAUGGCAAGUUGUUAUCCGGCCCGAAUUGGACAAUUUGCAUUUGUUUCUUUACGAUCAAGGAUCACUCGGCCUUAUGGCUUACUGUUGGGCUUUGAUAGACUAUCUUCCUAACGUGGUCGCCAGUGUACUGAACCUAGAAACCGAUCCGCACUCUUGGCAUCAAUGCAACGACACGAGCCUCUCCGAUUUGCCCUGUAAUUAUCUGGAUCAGUUGACGAUGUAUGCGGAAUGCCUGACCGGCUUGUUCAGCGUGCUGCAUCAUCCUCAAACCGGUACUCUGCAUUUCACCGCAGGUUUUGAGGCGGAUGUUCGCCGCGAGUUAGCUUUCUUUCUGAGCAUUCGAGAUGUGUGUCUCUGCUUGUCUCGCUUGUAUUCCAAUCUCACGAGACUUCUUCUACCCGAAGCUAUUGAUGCAUUAAUGGUUAAUGCAGUUGGCGAUUUGGCGGAAGAUUUCUCCAAAUUCGUGGCUCGACAUUUAACUGAUUCGAACGUCGCCAAUCUCUCCGAGCUGGUUGGGACUUACCUCAAAACAUAUGUUAUAACCAACUCAGCUGACGGCCGUUUGCAUCAAAUACUCAUCGCAGUGCACUUAGCUCUCACCAAUACCACCGCACAGUUGGAGGAAAUCGCUCUGCGUAUCCGUGCAUACCCCAUCACCGCGCCCGCUUGGUAUUAUGUGGAUUUGAUGGCCCAAGCGACGGCUACUCUGCUUUCACGCUGCUCCGGUUGGCAUGAUGGUGCCACCUGUCUGUGGGGUUGGGAACCAUCUGGCGGAUGCGAUACGCACACUGAUUCUACCUCACCAUGCUCUUGGCUCGAUGAAGUCUACGCAUCAGGGCUGAUGGCAUUUGUGUCUCUAUUGGAUGAAAACCGAUCCCACUGGCAAGCUCUGCAACUUUCAAGCACCGAUGUCAAAGAAGAUAUCAUUCUAACUCCAUUCUCCCGUCCUGCAGACCGUUUCAUUGGCCGCCUGAUAUCUCGCACUGCCCUGGCUAGUCUUACAGGUCUUGCUCUAGGGCGCUUGUACUGUGCUCUUAUAGAAAAUACUGGUGUGUCCAUCCGUCGACUCGUGCUGGAAAGUGACGCUCUAACUAAAACAGCUUCUGGUAUCACCACCCCUGUGCUCACUAACAUAACAUCAGAUAAAUUAACGGAGACUGCGUGUCUUCAUCUAUCUGUCAUUCGUCCCGUCGGUGUUCAACACCUACGUGGUCCCGCUUCUAACUUAAUCCAUCGAUUAGCUGAUCGCGCCGGCGAGGCGGGUGAUCGUUGGUGUAGAGCCAAGAAUUUAGAGCUGGCUGAAAAGAAUUUGGUGCAUUUGACUACAACUCUGGCAGUAAUUCGUUGGACUCACUCCCACAGUUCGUUGCCCCGUAUGCCAGUCGAAAUUAAUGGACCUGUACAAUCGCCUUUGGUACCAGAUAUCGUAGACGUGUUGGAAGCCAUACAGAAAUCGUUAUCUGAUGUGACUUCAUCAGCGGAGCAACCCAGUCCCAGUGUGCAGGCGCUUGUUCAAGUCGCCAAAGCUAUUUGCUUCUUCGAACGACUACGAAUCGGGCAUCCUGAAGCAUGUUCAUACUCUAAAACCUGCCGCAAUCUGCUGGAGCAACUGAACGACGCAAUGCAGUUGAAACUGUCCGCAGACACUUCCCUCAUUGAACUAGACAAGAUAUUGCUGAGUUUGAAGGAUCAGUACAAACUCCAGUGGCCCGCGCGUGCUUGGCUGUCAGGUCCCUGCGUUUCAUCAGAUCACGGCGCCCUGUGUACUUUAAGUGAACAGCUCAACUUGAAUGUCACAAAUGCAGCAACUCUGCUAAAGAGUGCAACUAGGCAACUGUAUCGUAUCCGAUCUGAAUUACGUUCUCUCGAUCACGGUUCUGUACCGAAUCACCCUCUCUCUGAAAAGAUUACCACGAAUUCAGUUGUACCAGGACGUCUUCCACAUAAACGUCAAACUCGUCAUUCGCAACAACGAGCAAUGGCAUCGUCUCCUGUCCUACCUACUAGUCCUUCCCUGCCCUCCACUCAUGCCGAAAAUCAGUCUGCUCUGAUAACUGCGCUCCGUGUUGCUUUAACUACCCUACAGUGUGAAUUUCUCUCGGAAAUUCGGCAGUCGGUGAAAAUGUUGAGUCGCUACGACGCUGCUCGCUCUUCGUUAACGUUUUGUGAAAACAGUUCUUCGCAACAGAUCUCAUUCUGGUCUUCCUGGCUUGAGGCUCAUCAGUCGUGGAUUACCUGUGCAUUGCAGCUGAUAAAACAACUGACUCAGUUUGUGCGUCAAUCUGCUAACGAUGAGUCUUCCGAAGAACGAACGGAUCCUGGCUCUUGCCUCAGAUCAGAGGCCAAUGAGGCUUGUCGUAUAUUGGCCGAAUGCCGCUCGCUACAGUCCCGCGUUUGGACGGAAUUGCUCUCUCCAUUGAUCACUGCUGUUCGCCAAACAUUGAACUCGGAUGAGGGUAUGUCCCGAAAUUUCCGCGAACUUCUGUCCAACUUGGAGUGUCAUCUUUUGGCUACACUGUCUCUCAAUCCCCCGCUCCCUGCUGCUUCCUCGACGGAGCUACAGUCUUCCACCGGUAUGCCUACACCCAGGAGCGGACGUAACUCCCGAGGUUUUGCGCUACCAACACCGCUUCCCUAUACCGGUGAGCCAGUAAAUCUUCAAGCGCUCAGUAUCUGGUGUCUUAUUCGAAAUCGACUCAUGGGUCUCGAUCCAACUCUCAAUUGCUCGUUAUCUGGUAACUUUGAACCUAACGAUGACCGACGCGUUGGUGGUACAACCUGUAUGUCAGUGCGUGAACAAGUGGACGUCUGCAUUCGAUCUGCCACGGACAUCGACAACUUGGCCCUCAUGUAUGAGGGCUGGACCGCCUGGGUUUGAAAAUCCGCAAGGUAAACCAUGGGUGCCCCUCUCGACAUCAUCCCCAUCGAGUGUCCUGACCUGAAGUGGAUCUCACCGACAGACCUAAUAGUUCGAUUCUACUUACCGCUUGUUGUCUGUCAAGCGCAAAGUUUGUCACUAAGCACCAAUCGCCACUUGGCAGCGCUCGAUUUUGUGAGUACGCAUCUAGCAAGUGUCAGGACCACAGUGAAGAUGUGGAUAACAGAAUCGGCGAAGUGUUUUCCUUGAUGGCAGCCUGUUGUCAUCUAGAGUUCGCUCAAUCGCGAACCCGAUUUUUUCGAUGCAUUCUUCGCACGCUCCUGCGUCGGGACAACAGCCGUCUGCCGUUAAUGUAGACAUGUUACUGAUCCCGUUACCUUUGUCUUUUCUUCCUUCUUACCGUGUCCCGUUCUGUGUUUGCGCACCAUCCGAUGUAGGCGAGCGGCGAACGGUAUUUAACAAUUAACUUUGCGCUUUGCCAGUGACGGACUCCGGCUGGACUCAGGUCUUGGGUCUCAAAACAUCCACACUUUAUUGGAAUACUCGAUGCGUUUCAACCGAGCGGAAUGCUUUCUUCUGGUGGUCAACCUCUUUGUGUGGGUGCUUGCAGAGUAAGUAUUUCUGUCACUUUUUUGUUUUAUCGACGCACUCAUGAUUUUCGCUUGUGUGCUGCUGACUCCUCACUAUUUUCUGUCCAAAUCUGGCACUUCGAAUGCUAAUCUAGUUGCUUACGCGUACAAUUGCUUUACUAGCCGCGUAGUGGGAGCGAUGAUCAGUUGGUUGUGGACUCAUAUCACAUCUGAUGGGUGAGACAAGGGCAAUUCACGCUACCUAGGCAGUCCCUAAUGUCUUCAACGUUUUCUGUGCAACAAUGUACUUCCCUUUAACGUAGAAAAAAGACACUGCCUGUGCCUAUGAUCUGUGCUAAAUAUGGACCCAGCUCCUCGUUUGAUGGAAUAGCUACCUAUUAUAACGUCUGACUGUAACUGAACCCACUCCGAACGGGAAGCAAGAACACCACCGUGCCGGACGAGCUGUAUUGAAAAACUGGCAAAGCUGAGCAACCGGGAUGCAGGAGAUCAAUAGGCCAACCACAUGAGAUGGCAUAGGCAUGCUUGGUGAGCGAUCUAGCUCUGAACGACAGUCGUGCGUGUGUCCAACACAAUCACCUGCAGAGACAAUCACGAAUGUCAAACUAUCUAGCCGUGAGCGGCUAUGAAGCGCGAGCCUGUCUAACACUACCUAUCAUUAUUCACGUGUUGUGAUGUUGGCCGAGCUAGGCAACUUGAUUGCAGACGUUUCGCCACCAAUCUAGGGUGGCAUCUUCAGUGCGUAAUAACAAGUCUCUUGUUAGCUGGUACUGAGAUUCAAGCAAAUCCAGAUGCAGAUCUCUGAUCACUUGUCCGUCUCUUCCAAAUCUUCAACUCUAUCCUAAUUUACUACAUAUUCGCUUAAUCUCGCCUCUAGUUUUUUUCUGUCCUUAUUUCCUCCAAAUCUAAACACUCAGUAAGUCUGUCUUUGGGUCAGUAUAGCCGAAUCCAUAACCCUAAGUUCGUUCAUCUCUUUGGAUCAGAUGCCCACGUCUUUCACGUGUCCAGCUCUUCAGAUCACACUGCUUUACAUUGGUUAAAUAUUCUGACAAUCUCAAUGUGUGUGGCGUUUACAUUUGAAAUCGUCCACACUUACGUUCAAUCAUGUGUCUGUCUUCGGCGAUGCUAUCUCUCCGAACUGUCUUCGCCUCCUUAUUGAGCCUUUACGUCCUGCCCUAGGAAACGUCAGUUUAUUCCCAACCGUAUCACCUUUUGGUCUCUAUAAUUGUGUGUCCGAUAAUUUAGAACAUACAGAACAAUUGUUUUCCCUUUCUCACGUUAAAUCGCACCAUCUACAUUUUGCUUCAGAUCGUCACACAAUGCCAAAGUUGCAAGCCAUGCUGUACCCGCCACCCCGAGCCUCUUCUCAGUCCACUGCGUGUUCCCCACGGUGUGUGUAUGUGUGUGUGUGAACAAACCUCGCACUCAUCGAACUUCUUAUCCAUUGCCGCUUUCUUGUAUCUUCUUCCGCUAAUUCAAAGUAGACAUUCUGUGUGUUCAUCCGCUAUUUGUUGUUCAUUCAAUUUGUCUAAUAAACUUUGUCGCUC